AUGUCUUCAUACGUUCUUGGAGCCUUGUGGGCCUGGAACGCCUAUGAUGAGGUUCUGACCAAGAAGCUCAUGAAUAAGGCCAAGCCCAUCCCCCUCCCUGAGGAGCCUAGCUUCAAGAGCACUGAUGUCACCAUCAUUGUCCCUACCAUCAACACUCCUGACACGUUCACCGAUUGUCUUCGUCUCUGGCUUGCCAACAAGCCCAAGGAGAUCAUCAUCGUCACCAUUGAGCGUGACCUCCAGCGCGUUCAUGACCUGGUUAAGCCUGUUAUCAUUGAGGGCGAGGAUCGCAUCAGCGUCAUGACUGCUGACUACGCCAGCAAGCGUGACCAGAUGGUCGUCGGCAUGAAGGAGGCCAAGGGCAAGAUUCUUGCUCUCGUCGACGAUGAUGCCUUCUGGGGCACCUUGGAGACGCUUCCUUACCUCCUGGCUCCUUUUGAGGACCCCAAGGUCGGUGGUGUCACUGGCAAGCAAAGCGCUCGCAUCAGCACCGACCGCCGUAACCCGGCCGUCAUCACUCCCUGGGAGGUCGCUUCCCUCCGCUCCCUCGACAACCAGAACAAUGUCCAGGCCGUCCGCUCCGCUGCCGAUGGCGGUUGCUGGUGCAUGGUUGGCCGCACCAUGAUGGUCCGCACCGACAUUGCCCAGGACCCUCGCUUCAUGGAGGCCAUUACCAACGACAGAUGGAAUGGGCAGCUCAUGAACACUGGUGAUGAUGUGUUCCUCACUCGCUGGCUUAUGAGCGAGAACUGGGACAUUGCCGUCCAGAACGCCCCUCAGGCUGAGAUCACGACUCUUGUCAUGCGUGACUCUGAUCUGCUGUAUCAGAUAAUCCGCUGGCAGCGCAACGCCAUCCAGUCCUUCCUCACGACUGUGAUGUACCAGCCUGGCAUCCGCAAGAUCAAGCAGAAGCAUCCCUACAUGGCUCGCAAGAUGAUCGAGCGUCUUCUUCGCCCUGUCAUUGCCUGGGUCCACAUCAUUGCCUUCUUGAUGUGCCUUGCUAAGCAGUCGCCCAUCGCCUACUUCGUUGCGGGCUACUACAUCUGGGGCUGGUUCCGCACCUACAACGCCUUUGCGCGUCGCUUUCCCUACGUCUCUCGCCAGAUCUGGGCCUGCUUCCUUCUGGACAACGCCCACCCCAUCCUCGACGUCUACGCUUGGCUCACCAUCAGCACCGAGGCCUGGGGCACCCGUGACACCUGA
This is a messenger RNA of Colletotrichum phormii, 1203 nucleotides long. RefSeq names its product family 2 glycosyltransferase. The transcript has 5 exons. The coding region runs from base 1 to 1203 and encodes 400 amino acids. The record is from RefSeq and is a predicted model, not a curated record. NCBI's taxonomy places the organism in Eukaryota, Fungi, Ascomycota, Sordariomycetes, Glomerellales, Glomerellaceae.